Molecule: messenger RNA, 261 nt
Organism: Sporothrix schenckii 1099-18
Lineage: Eukaryota; Fungi; Ascomycota; Sordariomycetes; Ophiostomatales; Ophiostomataceae
Exons: 1
Coding region: 1-261 (86 amino acids)
Source: RefSeq, a predicted model, not a curated record
AUGCCUGACCCGAGCCAUCUCCUGCCACAUGGCGGCCAUAUCGAGCUCCAUCGAAGUAGUUUUCCCGUGAAAAUUCGACACCAUUUGAGCCGAACCAGCUGGCGCGGGAAACGAACGCAUGAGCGUGGGCGUCUCGGUAAUGCCGUUGAUGAUGUAUCUGAAGCUGAGAUACGCAUCAUCGAGUGGUACUUUGCCAAACUGGAAAUCCUUUACGAAAUUGUCGCCGGGGCUGUCCCCGCUGCGCUGGUUGCGAGACUUUGA